CCCAGAAAACCGGCAGAGAAACCGCAUCAAAAGCAGGCGGCCUAAGGUUUCUUCUUCGCCCUCUCCCUCUCCCUCUCCCCUGCGGCGCCGCCCCUCUACACCUCCAGCCAUGGACGCGCAGCGAGCUCUCCUCGACGAGCUCAUGGGCACAGCCCGCGACCUGACGGAGGAGGAGCGGAAGGCGCACAAGGAGGUGAGGUGGGACGACCCGGACGUGUGCGGCGCCUUCAUGGCCCGCUUCUGCCCCCAUGACCUCUUCGUCAACACCAAGAGCAACCUCGGGCCGUGCACGAAGAUUCAUGAUCUGAAGCUUAAGGAGAGCUUUGAGAGCUCUCCCAGGCAUGAUAAUUACAUGCGAAGGUUUGAGGCAGAACUUGCUCAACAAUGUGAGAAGCUGGUUAUGGAUUUGGAUAGAAAAAUAAGGCGUGGUCGAGAAAGGUUGGCUCAAGAUGUUGCUCUGCCACCUCCCAUCCUCGGGAAAACAUCUGAGCAGCUUUCAAUUAUUGAAGAAAAAGUUAAGAAGCUACUGGAGCAAAUUGAGGAGCUUGGUGAAGCUGGUAAAGUAGAUGAAGCUGAGGCACUUAUGAGGAAGGUUGAACUUCUAAAUGCUGAGAAGACAGCUUUGACAAACCAAGCAGAUAAUAAAGCAGCUAUGCUUCCACAAGAGAAGAAGAUGGAACUUUGUGAAAUAUGUGGAUCAUUCUUAGUCGCAGAUGAUGUUCUUGAGAGGACACAAUCCCAUGUGACUGGGAAACAACAUAUUGGCUAUGGUUUGGUCAGAGAUUUUCUAGCUGAACACAAGGCUGCAAAAGAGAAGGCAAGAGAGGAAGAGAGGAUUGCAAGGGAGAAGAAAGUUGAAGAACGUAGGAAACAGAGAGAAAAAGAGUAUGAUGUUGGAGGCAGGGAUGGUGGUCCUAAAAGAGAGAAGUCUGGGGAUCGUGACCAUGACCGUGAUCGGUACUAUGAUCACAAUCGUGGUAGAGAAAGGUCGCAUGAUCACAGGGAUAGAGGAUCAGAAUAUAGAAGCAGUUCCUACAGAAAUGGUAGGGAUUCUGAAAGAGACAGGCACCGCCAUAGGAGUGAUGAUCCGAGAAAGGACAGGGGUAGAGCGAGGAGCAGGUCCCGUUCUCCAAGCAGGCAUGGUUAUGGAAGAUCAAGUCCAGAUCAGUGAACAUAUAGAUAGUUUUAUUCCGAGUUAAAACUCAUGAGGUAGACCAUUAUGUCCCUUUCGCCAUUUAACCUGUGUACAAAUGAGUUAUGCGAUGUGUUGCGCCUGUUGAAUUUCUGCUUUGCUGUAACAGCUCUGUUGGACUCAUAGUCUUCCUUUUAGAGGGAAAAUACCAGGUAGGUAUUAUCUGCCAUUCCUAAUAUGUUUCAGUUUUCUAUAUUAACGUACAUAUGCUCAAGUUUUGUUUCAUCAUUGGAAACUGAAAAUUAGUCUAAUAAAGAUGAAAGCUAGUACACCAACGAUAGUAUUGGACUGCAAAUCUGGAUGCAGACACAUUCAGCCCUGUAAAAGGUAACUGUGAUCAUUAGUUUGUAAUGUUAUACAAUUGCAUGUUUCUUAUCUUCCA
Molecule: messenger RNA, 1574 nt
Organism: Oryza brachyantha (malo sina)
Lineage: Eukaryota; Viridiplantae; Streptophyta; Magnoliopsida; Poales; Poaceae
Product: luc7-like protein 3
Exons: 7
Coding region: 110-1171 (353 amino acids)
Biological process (GO): mRNA splice site recognition
Cellular component (GO): U1 snRNP; U2-type prespliceosome
Molecular function (GO): mRNA binding
Source: RefSeq, a predicted model, not a curated record